This is a messenger RNA of Athene cunicularia (burrowing owl), 3332 nucleotides long. RefSeq names its product Rh blood group CcEe antigens (gene RHCE). Gene Ontology annotation, molecular function: ammonium channel activity. The transcript is spliced from 10 exons. Lineage: Eukaryota; Metazoa; Chordata; Aves; Strigiformes; Strigidae. Bases 1993 to 3207 code for a protein of 404 amino acids. The record is from RefSeq and is a predicted model, not a curated record. Gene Ontology annotation, cellular component: plasma membrane. Gene Ontology annotation, biological process: ammonium transmembrane transport; ammonium homeostasis.
AUUUUGUACUUUGCCCUGUCUGAGAUCACUGAGCUUAGUUCUGUUUGGGAGAGGGUUUAAGCUGGAAGUCGAGCAUCAGUGUUUACAGUGGCGUGUCUGCCUGAGGGGAAAAAUAUGGGCAAGUUCUUAGCCUUUGGUGUAUUUUCCCUGACUGUUAAUGCUGACAGGAUUUGGUAACAAGCGUCAAAAGAGCCCGUUGUGUUCGUCUGACCAUACCAAAUUGGUGGAAGGAGUUCUGGGUCCUUCUUACCCUGGGUAUGAGUCCUAAGGGUUUGUCCUGCAGGAAACAGAUCAAAGCUUCUUAGUUACAUUGCGUUUAUAAACCACACAGAGACACUGCAUCAGUUAGCUAAUUUUCUAAAUUGCUGUCUCAGCUAUUAUCUUUUUCUUGUCUAGAGAAAGUUCACCAGGCGUUCUAGUUCUGUCUGAAUUAGCCACGUGAUCACAGCAUAAAAUGUUGCUGAAUGUAGAUCUUUGUGCAUCGGGAUUUUUCUGAAGUCGGUUUAGGAGUUUCUGAAAUAGGGGUGCGGAUACUUAACUUACAGCUUAUUAGACCCAAGUAAAAGCUGGGAAAGCAAUUUGAUAUUGCAUGUGAGGAAAGUGCAAGUUACCACCACAAAUGCAAACCUUUCCCAGAUGGCGUGAAAACUAUUCCUGUGCCAUGUACUCUAGGUUUACAGGAGGAAUGUCCUAAACCAAGUGAAUUUUUCUGCACAUGGGUUUGUCUGAUCCAUAUUUCUGUCACCAGUAGGUGGCUUUCUACCCAUUUGUAUGUGUUGUUACUAUCUCAAACCCCAGCAUGCAAGCACAGCACUCACUUUGAAAUGGCCUCAAAGUAUAAAGUCUGAGGAAUAAUUACAGUACUUUAAUCUCCUGGACUACUGGAACAGAGGGUUCAGUUUACCAAAAGUGCUAUGACUACUGAGAAGAUGGUAAUGUUCACAUUAUGCAUUCAUAAAUUGUCCUCAACAGCCAAAUAAUCCUAACAAAUGAUGUCUGUGCAUGGGGAUAUACUGAACAUGGUUUCCAGCAUAUAGUCCUGCUCGUGUGCCCAAAAUGCUCAUGUGGAGCAUGUGGGUGGCACUAGAGCCAGCUCUAGUGGCUCCUAUUUUAAAACAACAACUAAAGAAAGCCUGUGCCUUACCAAAAGGCUCAGAACCCAUAAGGCAAUGGGUAACUUGUAGCCACAAUGCGGUAAUAAAAGUUGGUAAACUUCUGGAUGAAGGCUAGGUUGGAAUUAAAGAAAGAAUCGGGAGGGUGUAGGUCUGUGGUUUGGUUCUCAAUUAAAAGCCUGCAGCACUCUGAACAGGGCUGUCUGCCUGCAGCUUCCUGGCCUGGGGAUUACUGACGUCUACACUGUAACUGUUUCUGUAGCCAUGCUAUAAACAACAGACCCAUCUUACAAGUAGCAUAGAAAACGCUACAUGUCCUGUACAUGUCCAGAGAGUCUUGAUUCUCUGGCCCUGGGUUGGAUUCAUCGUGCACAAUAAGUUUUCUUGUGGGACGUGGUUGUAGAGCUGUAGCUAAAUCAACCUGAGAAUCACACGAAGAAUCUCCACAGGACCUUCCCCGACCUUUCUCUGAUGGGACUUGGGUCUAGGCUGGAUGCGAGCAACGUAAACAAAGAAUGGUUUUGCCUAAGUUUCAACGUCCUACUCUUAUCAGUCCAUGUUCUUCUUUAUUUGCCAUUUAGCAGCUAUAAGGCUCAACAGCACCUGAAGUGCUGUGUGGAUGGUAUCCUGGAGCAUUAUGGUAUUGAUGUCUGUGUUCAUGAGCAUUUCUGAGUUCCGUCCAUGUCAGUUGUGGUAAGUUUGGGCUCCUGACACGUCACAGAUAAGAAGCUGUUCCUAGCUGACGCCUCUUGGGCUUUUUAUCUCUCUGAGUUUUUAUUCCUGUCCCCCACACCUUCUUUUCGAUUGGUUUGAAGUUUACUGGAACAUCUUUAUAGAAAAAAAUAUUAAUGUGUUUGUGCUUAAUGUAGUCUAGUGCACAAUGCCUGCUCAUUACCGCAACUUCCACAACAGCGUGCCAUGGCUAAUCCUUUUUCUGGAAGUUGUUUUCUUCGUCAUCUUUUACUUCUCAGAUUAUGAUAGAGAUGUGUCAAGUAUAUCCUACCCAGAUUUUCAAGAUGUCAACCACAUGGUGAUUUUCGGAUUUGGCUUUUUCCUGACAUUUCUGAAAAGAUACAGGUUUAGCAGCACUGGGUUCAACCUCCUGAUCAUUGUACUGGGUGUCCAAUGCUCCGUGGUGAUAGAAGAGUUAUUACUUUUCCUUCCUGACUGGGAAAGAGAAGAUGAUAUGAGAAGAAUAGUAAAGGCUAGUCUGAGUUUGACUGCCGUGAUCAUCUCCAUUGGAGCUGUUCUUGGAAAGACCAAUCCUGUGCAGUUAAGUCUGAUGACAGUUGUGGAGAUGGUAGCUUUCCACAUGACCAGGUGGAUGCACACCAGAUUCCUACAGAUUUCAGACAAUAUCAGCAUGAUGCAUGUUCACCUGUUUGGAGCCUACUUUGGUCUGGCAGCCGCCUCACGUUUCUCUGAGCCACUGCCAGGGUCUGAGAAGAAUGCAAGUACCCCGAAGUCGGAUUUAUUGUCAAUGCUGGGUACUGUCUUUCUCUGGGUGUUCUGGCCAAGCUUCAAUUCUGUAAUAGGUGAGAACAAGAUCAAAGCAAUCUCCAACACCUACUUUGCCCUUGCAGUGAGCACUGUAACUGCCUUCAUGUUGUCUGCUCUGAUCACAAAGGAUGGAAAAUUCAAAAUGACUCAUAUCCACAGUGCAGUACUAGCUGGUGGGGUCGCUGUUGGUUAUGCAGCACACAGUAUCAAGUAUCCUUGGAUUGCAAUGAUUUUGGGUCUCCUUGCCAGUGUGAUAACCAUAUUAGGAUCUUACUGUUUGCCGAGAUGCUUGAAUCCUGUUCUCAAGAUUCAUGAUACUUCUGGAGUUCAUUUCACAUUUGGCUUGCCUAGUAUGCUUGGAGCUCUUGCCCACGUUGUUCUCUUAGUAAUAGAAAACUGGACUAAUAUACCAAGACUGUGUUAUUUGGUCAUGAUUUACAUUUGGGCCUUCUUCCUGACCAUGGAUGUUGCCUUGAUAACAGGUUUUAUUACAGGUUUCAUCUUAAACCUCAAACUGUUUAAGACCAUCCCUGUAUCAAAGUACUUUGAAGACCAGUUUUAUUGGGAGUUUCCCCAUUUGGCUGUUGGAUAUUGAAUGGAGGAACCCAGAUGACACAUUUGACCAAGAUAAGAUUUUCCUGUUUGUCACUAAAGAAAAUUAAUAGCUACGAUGGGUGGAAAGAGCACUUAACAUAUCAAUUCUCAGGCUCACAAAAGCCA